AUGACCCUCUCCAGGCCACUGAGGACCGCUGCUGAAGGGGUGAUGGAGGAGACACCCCUCUCCCCCUCUUGGCUGCGGAGCCCCUUCCCCACUUCCUUUCCUGGCCGCUCCUCGAGUAUUAGCCCUUAUGUGAAGGAACCUUUCUGGUGUUCAGAUGGUUGCGAAUCUGCCUGCAAUGUAGGAGACCCGGGUUCAAUCCCUGGAUUGGGAAGAUCCCACAGAGGACAGACAGCAUGGCAACCCACUCCAGUACUCUUGCCCCGAGAAUCCCAUGGAAAGAGGAACCUGGCGGGCUACAGUCCAUGGGAUCGCAAAGAGUCGGACAGGACUGAGUCCGACAAGGUCCAAAGCACACUUAAGUGCUAUGGUAGCAAACCCUUCCACUUCUAUAGGUGUUGGCAUGGUCCUGAAGCUUUACUUAUUUGUAAGUCACUUAUCUUUACAGUAGCCCUCCCAGGUAGAUAG
Messenger RNA from Rangifer tarandus platyrhynchus (Svalbard reindeer), 465 nucleotides. NCBI's taxonomy places the organism in Eukaryota, Metazoa, Chordata, Mammalia, Artiodactyla, Cervidae. The record is from the annotation of a GenBank genome assembly.